Messenger RNA from Cooperia oncophora, 639 nucleotides. NCBI's taxonomy places the organism in Eukaryota, Metazoa, Nematoda, Chromadorea, Rhabditida, Trichostrongylidae. The record is from the annotation of a GenBank genome assembly.
AUGAUCAGGAUGAACAAGCUGACAGUACGAUUGCUAAGGGCAACAGCAUUGGUCAACCUCGUCAGCAAGUUACAUAGCGAAACAAAAAGUGCGAUUUCUGGGUCCCACAUAAAGAACGCACUGGAACAUGUCUCCGUCGCGAAAUCGCCACAUAUCCAUCCAUCAGCUUUGCAACCUCCUUCAGCACUACCAUCAACGGCGAAAUUUGAAGGUCUGUCAGGUUUCCGACCUACAUUUGCGAGGCACAAUGAUGUCAAAUAUUAUCCAAACAUUAUCUGCGUAAUCUGCAAGGAAUGGGUAUGCUCGCGUGCUCGGCGACUUCACGUCGGAGCUCACUUUGACUAUCGUAAGUAUAAAUGCCCGUACUGCAAGUUCACCCAUAGCAAGGAGAUAUUUGUUGAUGCUCACAUGAAAAGAAUCCAUAACAUGGAAGGAAAGGUGGAGCAGAAGGACGAUGCUGUCAUUGAGGAGAGAAUUGAGGACGUAUGCAACAUGAGCAUAGCGAUGACCAGAGAUAUAUUACGUGGACAUUACGACGAGAUAAUUCAUGGGAAGUACUCAAGUCCUUGCACGCCUCGCACCCAAAUCCCAAACAAGGAGCGGAACAAGCCGAACGAAAGUGCUCACUGCAGUUACUGA